AUGGUCCUUACCAAACGAACACGUUCAGUCCCUAGUAGCAGCAAGAAGAAAAGCUGUGAAAUUCGAAGUGGCAUGUCCGUGCAGGAUCUCAAGCAAUUGACGGCACAGCGUCAGCGUCUUGAAUUACAGGCCCGCAAUUCUUCUCGUCAAACGGCAACUGCUGCAAAAUUUAGUUACGUGUCGUCACCUUCAUCCACAUGCUCGUCGUCCUUGUCAUCUCCGUCACCACCACGCCAUCACGGUGACAGUAGACGUUAUGCUGCAAUGCAUGGCUAUGUACCUAUCCGUCGACGCGGACUUGCAUCUGACAAAAUGUUUGUCACGUGUGGUGGACAAGAAAUUUUCUUCAUGGAAGGCGUCAUAAACGCUCCGCAGGGAGGUUGUUGA
Peronospora belbahrii is the source of this 387-nucleotide messenger RNA. NCBI's taxonomy places the organism in Eukaryota, Oomycota, Peronosporomycetes, Peronosporales, Peronosporaceae. The record is from the annotation of a GenBank genome assembly.